Suillus paluster is the source of this 1267-nucleotide messenger RNA. RefSeq names its product EF-hand. NCBI's taxonomy places the organism in Eukaryota, Fungi, Basidiomycota, Agaricomycetes, Boletales, Suillaceae. The transcript is spliced from 7 exons. The coding region runs from base 209 to 823 and encodes 204 amino acids. The record is from RefSeq and is a predicted model, not a curated record. Gene Ontology annotation, molecular function: calcium ion binding.
UGAGUCCUGACACAUCUUCGUCAAGACCAUGGUAUCUCCCCUCGGACAAAUGCGUCUUCAAUGCCUACUUUAAAAAAAAUUGAAAUCAAUACAUUUGAGCGCCUUGACACAGCCACUUGGCCAGUCAUGACUCACAAGGCGGCUGUUUCUUAUCCGACGUGUCCUCUCUACUUCAUCCCGCCAUCGUCCAUAAGAGAUUUGGCCUGAGAUGUCUUACUAUACCCCUAAUCAUGCCCAUUCAUCAAACCUCAGUCGAUAUCCUAGUACCCGACCUAGGCCAUACGGCUAUCAACAAGGCCCUCCAACCGGCGCUGAUCCUCAGCUCUGGCAGUGGUUCUGCGCUGUUGAUACUGAUAGAUCGGGCGCCCUCAGUGUUACUGAACUUCAAGAUGCCCUGGUAAACGAGUUUGAUCUCGAUACGGUGAAGAUGCUCAUGAACAUCUUUGAUACCGAUCGGAGUGGAACUAUCGGCUUUAACGAAUUCGCUGGCUUGUGGAAAUACAUUGCUGAGUGGCAGCGAGUCUUCAAGCACUUCGAUAGAGAUCAUUCUGGCUCCAUCGAAGGACGUGAACUUGCGGAGGCCCUGCGCAGCUUUGGUUACAAUCUGUCUCCUGUCUUGCUACAAGCACUGGAAAUUAGAUACGCAUCUGGCGCACCUAGUGCGUAUGGUCCCCCUCCUGGUAUUACUUUCGACCGCUUCGUGAGAGCGUGUGUUACGGUCAAGACUUUGACCGAGACAUUCCAAAGGGCGGAUCAUGAUAAUGACGGCUGGAUUCAGCUCAAUCAUGAAGAGUUUUUGAAGAUCGCGCUGAAUGCCCCUUAAACCGCUUUUCAUUAAUGGAUUCUGUAUUCAUGAUCGCCAUGUAAUGUCUUCGGAGAUUCGAUGUUCUAUCGAGAAUAUGUAUACUACAACCCUCAGAAUGGAUGAACGAGCAUCAUCAAACAUGUAUUAUUUCUGACAGAACAUGAAUUUUUUUAAACCUACACUGGUAGCUGGUGCUUCAAUGGAUGAUGACCUCUCGUGAGCGCCGAAUGGGUGCAGGAGGAUGCUGCAAAAGCGACUACAAGCACUACCAUUCGGAAGCCCUGUCGAGAAUUGGCGCUGAGCGCUGCGAGGCAGUGUGAGCUGCGCAGCGAAAUAGGAGGAAACAGAGUCUCGGGUGCAAUUUGCGUACAUUUGGACCAAGUUUGUCCCCUUGACUGCGGAACACCACUCAUUGCUGCAUUGCAUCUCUUUCAUUCGUUACGUUAACCAUGGAUUGCUUCU